Exophiala spinifera is the source of this 1197-nucleotide messenger RNA. RefSeq lists its product as uncharacterized. The coding region runs from base 1 to 1197 and encodes 398 amino acids. Gene Ontology annotation, molecular function: iron ion binding; heme binding; oxidoreductase activity, acting on paired donors, with incorporation or reduction of molecular oxygen, reduced flavin or flavoprotein as one donor, and incorporation of one atom of oxygen. The transcript is spliced from 5 exons. Lineage: Eukaryota; Fungi; Ascomycota; Eurotiomycetes; Chaetothyriales; Herpotrichiellaceae. The record is from RefSeq and is a predicted model, not a curated record.
AUGUCCUCACUUUUCACAGCUUUGAUAUACAUUUUCGCCUUUUCUGUCUAUUAUGCCACCAACGUCUUCCGGCAUCGUCGUAGGCCGCUUGGUUUGGAUCGCAUCGAGCAAAUCUUCCGAGCAGACAGCGAGUCGCGCCUGAUGGGGUUGUUUUUGUUCCACUUUAGGGUCUGGGGCACAACUCUCGAGCAUAUAUUUCUCGGAUCCAAGGCUUUCGGAACAAUAGAACCAGCCAAUCUCGAGGCUAUUCUGUGCACCCAUUUCGAAGACUGGGGCAUGGGUGUUGACUGGAAACACUCGCGCGAAAUUCUGAGGCCUCAGUUGGCGUUUAAGCAGUACGAAGAUCUGGAGGUAUUCCAAGAACCGGACGCCACUCUUCUGGAAGCGUUGCCCGCAAAUGGAGUUGUCGAUCUCCAACCGUUCCACUUCCGUUUGACCUUGGACGUGACCACGGCUUUCUUGUUUGGAGAGUCCGUACACUCCCUACAAGAGCCGAGAACACCAGGCGAACCUGAAUUCUCCAGUGCCUUCACCACAGCUCAAGGCUUCAUUGCGAAGAGAAUGAGACUCCAAGAGCUCUAUUGGCUCGUGAGUGGAAAGAGGUUUCGACAAGCCUGCAGUGAUGUUCAUCGCUUUGCAGAUCAAAUAAUUGAUCGAAAUCUGGCCAAAGACCUGAGAGACACUGAAGAACAAAAGACAUAUGUGUUCCUUGACUUCCUUGCCAGAAACACGACAGAUCGGAAUGCAUUUCGAAGCCAGAUCAUAAAUGUUUUGGUGGCCGGCAGAGAUACUACUGCCUGCUUGAUCUCCUGGGCCUUCUUUCUCCUCGUGCGACACCCAAAUGUCCUGAACAGGCUAAGAUCAGAGAUUGCAUCCACCUUCAAUGGCAGAGGAGAGGUUACACGAUCGGACCUGAGAAGAAUGAAUUACUUGCAAAAUGUCCUGAAAGAGACUCUCAGACUCUAUCCUUCUGUUCCGGUCAACUCUCGGAUGGCUCUCAAGACUACUGUCCUCCCGGUUGGUGGCGGGCCGGAUCUCAAAUCACCAGUGCUUGUCCCUCGAGGAACUUCAGUUCCAUACAGCGUGUAUGCAAUGCACCGGCGGCCUGACUUGUACGGAAUGGAUGCAGAAAUAUUUCGUCCCGAGCGAUGGGAGGAACAUAUGCCCCUUAAUGACGAUCCGACAAAUACAAAAUGA